UAAAAGAAACAAUGAUUUAUUGUUGAAAAUUAUUGCGGGAAUUCAAACCAGUCUAUUAGAAUUUAUUUCUUCCUUUUCGCUCAAAACUCACGUUUUUUACAUAAGCUAUUCUUACUUAAAACGUUCAGUAAUCGUUUUCUUGUCGAUUUCUCAAUAUUGUGAAAUUUCAUCAUUUUGCUAUAUAUUUAAACAUUUUUGACUAAAAGGGAUAUUUUAAUAUUUCAAUUAAAGGAUAUCUAACUAAGAAACUGAUAACUAUUAUGUUUAGGCUUAAGCGUAGUUACAUUUUUGGAGUUUUGGGUACAUCUUCACUUGGUUUGGGAGUGUACUUACUAAGCAAAAGAACUAAAAAGUCAAAGAGAAUUUUGAUUGAAAAUGACCUUCAAGAGAAAAAGAUGGACAAAAUGGCAGAAAAAUAUGAGAUGAUCGCAUCUCAAGUUUUUUUCAGACACGGAUCUAGAACUCCAUUAAAUAGAGAACUACCAGUUGGAGAACCUGGUUUCGAUAGUAAAACUCUUUUACAAUCUGUACCGCACACAGAAGUCCCCUUUUUUAUACGUGAUCUGGAUGGUGGUCCACGUCCUAUUUCUAAUAUUGAAAGAAAAUAUGAAUUACGGAAGUUCGAAGGGGGAACCCAUGCUGGCCAAUUAACAAAAAUAGGAAGAGAACAAGGUUUUCGUUUAGGACAAAGGCUGAAGAGGAAAUAUGUGGAUAUUUGGAAAAUUAUACCAGAACAAUUUAAUCCACAGCUUGUCUAUAUGAGAUCAACAAAUAUAAAUCGAUGUAUCGAUACCCUUCAAUGCGUUGCAGCUGGAAUUUGGGGGAAAAAUUUAGAAAAACCAAUGGAAUUUUUUGUUGCCCCAGGAAAAGAUGAAUUUCUUUAUCCUGCAUCGCAUAGAUGUAAAUCUUUAAAAGGAAUUGAAACUUUAGGUAUCGUUGGACUUAAGGAAGUAGAAGGACUUACAAAAUUGGAAAAUCUACUUAAAGACAAAUUUAAAUUAGAAACAGAUAUGCCUAUCUUCGCUUGUUUUGAUAAUAUACAAUGUAAGAAAGGCAAUGAUAUUCCAAUAUUUGAUUGGUUAGAAGAUAUAAAAGACGAAAUGGAUGAAGCAGUAGUAAAAACAAUGAACAAAAUAAGAGUACCCUCACCCGAAUAUAAAACUCAAAGUAUAAAGUUAGGCAUUGGAAGAGUUUUUGAUACUAUCCUGAAUAACUUCGAGAAACUGGAUAAAAAGCUAUUUUUAUACUCUGCUCAUGAUUCUACUUUGUCAACUAUGCUUUCGGGUCUUGAUUCACUUUCAACGAAAUGGCCACCAUUUGCAGCUGACAUUUCCUUUGACCUACUUAGAGAUAAGGAAACAGGCAGUAAAAUUGUUUGUCUAUCUUACUGUGAAAGAGUGAUAAAAAUAUUGCCUUAUAAGGAAUUUGCUGAUUUGGCAAACAGGUAAUUGUCAAAUAAUAUUUUUCGGAUAGCGCCAUCUGAUGGCUACUGAAUUGUUCAAAGCCUGAAAUCCAAUCCAGGUCUCUUCAAACAAGAGUCUUUGAUAGGAUUAUUAAAAAAACUUAUUUGUUUUGGUGUUUCUGUAUUUUCGAUAUUUCUAAAAAAGGUUUUAAAUACCAAAUUGAUUUUCGGUUUAAAAAUAUCAGUGUCACAUCUCCUGCUUAAUUUGUGUUAAUGACUGUCAUUGUAGUUAUUAUCGAGAUAGGAAAUUGCAGACAGUUCUCGUAUUUCUAGAAAAAAGAACUUUGUUCUUUUUAAGUGAACAAGAAAAUUAACACUUGACGUAAUGUUUCAGGUGCAAAAUAACAGCCGAAGAACAUCGAACACUGUGCACAGAUGUAACCUUGCAUAAGGAACUAUAUGACGCUAUCAGGAAAGAGAAAAAGCGCCUAAAUUAUGAAGGAACAAAAGAUAGAGAGUUCAGUUAUAAGACAGAGAAAAGAGAAGAAGAUAAAGAGAAACCUGAAAAUCAAGAAAAACCAGUAGGAUCUAUAAGCCUGUCUUCAAUACCUUGUUUAAGAGCAGAAGGAUGCGAUGUUCACAAAGUUUAGGAAAAUUUUUUUUUGUUUCAGAGGAAGACUGGAUAAAAAAUUAAUAUAGCUUAUGAAAUUACAAAAAAUAAAUCUUAAAAUGUCAUAAUU
Messenger RNA from Dimorphilus gyrociliatus, 2142 nucleotides. NCBI's taxonomy places the organism in Eukaryota, Metazoa, Annelida, Polychaeta, Dinophilidae. The record is from the annotation of a GenBank genome assembly.